This is a messenger RNA of Drosophila rhopaloa, 601 nucleotides long. RefSeq lists its product as uncharacterized. Bases 129 to 503 code for a protein of 124 amino acids. The transcript has a single exon. The record is from RefSeq and is a predicted model, not a curated record. Lineage: Eukaryota; Metazoa; Arthropoda; Insecta; Diptera; Drosophilidae.
UAAGAGCAAAAACCUACGAUUAAAAAAAUUUCAAAAAAAAACUGCAAAGUGUAUUUAUACAUUAUAUUUUUGGCUACUAUUUUAACUUCUUGGCUUGGAACUUUUUUUUAGUUUUUCUUUUGUAAAACAUGAAGGAAUAUGACGAAAUCAUAUUCGUGGAUCAGCUGAAGCACCAUCGAGUGGUGGCCACUCAGAUUCAGAAAACUCGUAACAAUUGGCAGCAGUAUAGCUCCUGGUUUUCGGUGGCCCAGAGGGAGUACUACUCCCAGUACGCGUCUAUAUAUGCUGAGAGUCUGGAAAAGUACGGAGAUGAAAAGUUUGGGUACUAUGCAAGGAGGAUCCGCCUGCGUCCGGAAUUCUCUGGCAAUUCCAGGGCUUCGAUGAAACCGGAUGAUAGAAAGACACAAAUAUCGAUGGCGCACCUAAAAGGAUACAAGUGCUCAAAAACAAGCAAUGGCGAAUAUGGAAAUGUGCGCCCAUCAGAAAUAUUUUACUGUUUUUAAAUUAGUUACGGUUUAAACGUUAUAAUCAAAAGACAACUUAAAACGACGAAAUUAUUAAUAUAUUGAAUAUUAUGCUUUACUUUUCUAGUAAGGAAAAU